AUGCAUCAACUACCAGUGCUUCAACAAUUGUUGAAAACAUUCAACCUCAACGAACCCAGGUAUGUUUGUGAUUUCAUGUUUUGUUUAUUCCUUUAUUAAUUGGUAUAUAUAUUUCUAUUUAUUCAUUGUAUUUAUUUGAUAGUUUUGCAGCUGCAAGAAUACAUGUAGCAGACUUAGUGGACGAAAAAAGCGCGGUUGUCCGUGUCGCGAUGAAAAUUUGCAUUGCACUGACAAGUGUUCCUGUGGGUCAAAAAAGUCAAAAAACCAGGAACAAAGUACGGCGAAUGCAAAUGCUGGGAAAAAUGCAUUUGACCGCCAUCAAGCGGCCAUCGAGGUUUCUAACCGCGAGAUUACGGUAAGCAAAGCAAGUGUUCAUACAGAAUUUUGA
Messenger RNA from Paramuricea clavata, 388 nucleotides. The record is from the annotation of a GenBank genome assembly. Lineage: Eukaryota; Metazoa; Cnidaria; Anthozoa; Malacalcyonacea; Plexauridae.